AUGAAGUUCAAAAUCGUCACGAUCCUCCCGUGCACCGCGGACGAGUACAUCACGUACAACGACACCUCGGAGUACAAGAAGCUGCAGCUCGAGACGACGAACUCGUUCGAGCGCACGAACGUGACGACGUGUAAAGACGGCGUGUGCACGCAGGUCAUCGUGAACAAGCCGUCGAUCGACAUCCCGAGGGUCGUGAAGUUUAUGAUGAAAGGCCGCGAGAUGGAGUUCACGGACACGCGGACGUGGGAGGACCGCGUGAAAAAAGAAGGACGGUUCCCGCUGACGCAGACGUUCCUUCAGACGAACAACAUCACCGACCGAUGUUUAUCCAAAGGCACGAUCACCGUGGAAGACGUCGAAGUGGCAGAGGAGGAGGAGGGGGCGGGGACGAAGGCCAAGAAGGCGGGCGGCGCGAAGAAGGCCCAAGAGAAGAAAACGAAACGGUGUUCGAUCACCGCGGAAGGGGAAGUCAUCGUGCGCAUCGGCCCGCUGUCGAACUUCGCGGAGGGUCAGGUCAUCGAACACAUGCGCGCGGCGUACGGAAAAUUUCCCGGGAUCGUCGAACGAUGGAGAGAGAUUCUCGCGGAGCGAGAGAAGACGAAGGCGGCGAAGGCGGCGGAGGAAGAGGACGCGAUCUCCGCGGAGAGACUCGUCGCGGAAGACGCGACCGUGUCCGAGGACGCCGAGGACGCGGUCAUGACGGACGCGUUGGACUCGACGGCGACGACGGCGACGGCGACGGCGACGACGGCGCCGGCGCCGGCGCCCGCGGCGGACCACGCGCAGCCGCUGUGGACGCCAUGGUGGGUCGCGGUGGAGUACUCCAAGCGCGCGUUCGGCGCGCUCGCGUCGACGUACACGUCCGCGUUCUCUUCCGGGGCGCAUCCCGCGCCCGCCGCGCCCGCGCGCGCCGCGCAGGAGACGCAGCCGGAGAGCGCGCGAGCGCACAAGCGACCGAGAGAGGAGGACGCGGAGGACGUGGACAUGCUCGCGGACGACGCGUCGAGCGCGGAGGGGAGCCAGAGCCAGAGCCAGAGCCAGAGCCCCGACAGCGUCCUCAAGGGCGACUCGACCUCGCCGAUGGAGGCGUGGAGCGAGCACACGUCGAGGAUCGCACGCCCGGGUCUCGAAGAGCCGCGCUCGCCGAAGAGCCCGCGGACGAGCGAAAACUUGAGCCGAUCGCCUGGGAAGAUAACGCUCCCGCAGGACGAAUACCUGUUCUGA
Messenger RNA from Micromonas pusilla CCMP1545, 1224 nucleotides. RefSeq lists its product as uncharacterized. NCBI's taxonomy places the organism in Eukaryota, Viridiplantae, Chlorophyta, Mamiellophyceae, Mamiellales, Mamiellaceae. The transcript has a single exon. The record is from RefSeq and is a predicted model, not a curated record. Bases 1 to 1224 code for a protein of 407 amino acids.